GGAGGGAGCCGCUGAGCGCUGAAUCUGCUGCCUGCUGCUUCAUGUCGAUGAGGCUUUGCACAGACACAACCUGCCGCUGAAUCACUGUCGGGACUUUUUUUUUUUUUUCAGUGUGUGAACGGCGUCGUGUCUGUAUAAUGUCGCCGCUGAGGACGCGCAGCUGAAUGUGAAUCUAGAGGAUCCAGCCGGUAGUUAGAGAGGAGGUGAACGCACCUUGCAUCCAGCCAUGGGAGGUCAGAUCACCAGGAAUACCUUCUACGAUUCUCUGAACGGGCCAUUUCCCACCACGUCUCACAGAUGCCACCACAAGCCCAAACGAUGCCUGCCCAUUCAGCCGUGUGGAAGCUUGUCCUCGUUCCCUCUGCUCUUCCACCCCAGCACCAAGGGCUCGCAGAUUGUCAUGGACAUGUCCCAGAGGACCGUCAAGAGACAGGCCAGCUUCUGUAACGCCAUCACCUUCAGCAACCGACCGACCGCUGUGUAUGAGCAAGUUCGACUGAAGAUCACUAAAAAGCAGUGUUGCUGGAGCGGCGCUCUGCGUCUCGGUUUCACAUCCAAAGACCCGUCGAGGAUCAACCCAGACACCUUGCCCAAGUACGCCUGCCCCGACCUGGUCUCCCAGAGCGGUUUCUGGGCAAAAGCCCUGCCAGAGGAGCUCUCCAACGAGGGAAAUGUCAUCGCGUUCUGGGUGGACAAGAAAGGCCGGGUGUUUUACCGCAUCAACGACUCCAGCCCGAUGCUGUUCUUCAGUGGGGUGCAGGUCUCUGAGCCUCUGUGGGCUCUCAUAGACGUCUACGGCCUCACCAGGGGGGUCCAGCUGCUAGACAGCGAGAUGGUCCCCCUGGACUGCCUGCGUCCUCGUUCUUUUGCUGCCGCCCACCGGGCCUCCAUUCAGCGAAACGGUGAUGACCCUCGCCUCUCCAUCAGCCUGUGUGACCUGAGCUUGCAGCAGCAGGAGACGCAUCUGGAGGAAGAUGAUGAGGAAGAAGAGCGGCUACAACGCUUAAGCUCCGCCUCCUGCCAUGUGCCCCAGAACUCUCAGAACUCGCAGCAGUGCUCGCUGCUGCCCAGCCAUUUGGACACCGAUCUGCACUUCCACUCGGUGCACGGCGUCCAUGUCACCGUGCUGGACAAGCACACGGUGGCUCGGCUGGAUCACCGCGGUGACGAGAGGAUCCUGGUGUUCACCAGCCGGCCAAUGCGCUGCUCAGAGACUGUGUAUGUGAAGGUGAAGGCAGGUGUCACACGGCCUGGGUCUCUCUCGUACGGUGUGACAUCGUGUGACCCGGCCAGUCUGAGGCCCAGUGACCUCCCGUCCAACCCAGAGUCCCUGGUUGACCGAAAGGAAUUCUGGGCCGUGUGUCGGGUGGCCGUGCCACUCCACAGUGGGGAUAUCUUGGGCUUUGUGGUGAACGCAGAAGGGGAGGUCAUGAUGAGCCAUAACGGCGUCAGUGCAGGGAUGCAGCUGUGUGUCGAUAAUUCCAGACCACUCUGGAUGUUCUACGGUCUGCACGGCACCAUCACACAACUCAGGAUUUUAGGCUCAUCUCCACACCCUGACCUUCGAGGCCCGUCAGUGCCCAGCUCUCCAUCCUGUACACCCAACACCCCCACGAUGCUUUGCAGCGGCAACUCCGAGCCCAACCUCAACACACCCAUGAACAUCAACCUCAACUCGAGCCUCAACUCCAGCUACUACACCGUCUUUUCCUCCUCCACAGGUACAACCCCAAGCUCUCCAUUCUCCAGCCACCCAGAGUCCCCCACUUUCCCAUCCUGCUCGGGCUCGUGGAGCGACGAAUGCACCAUUUGCUACGAAAACGUGGUGGACACGGUCCUCUACGCCUGCGGACACAUGUGUCUCUGCUACGCCUGUGGCCUCAAACUCAAGAAGAUGGCCAACGCAUGCUGCCCCAUCUGCAGGAGAACAAUCAAAGAUAUCAUCAAGACCUACCGGAGCACGUAGACUUGUGUUAGAUGAUGUAAUCGUAUCGUCAGGUUCAGCUCAAGAGGUUUGUCAAAGCCAUGUAAAGACUUAGUAACGACGGACGCAGCACAACUGAAAGCCCUGCUUGUUUGUGUGUGCAAUCUGGCUCAGGUACUCUACAGCAGGACUUUAACCUCCAUCAUUAAACAUUUUAUCUAUGUUUUGUCUAAUGCACAUUCUUGGAGAGCUCACAGUUCUGACCUGUGAGCUCUCAGUAAGAUUCAACAUACAAUGUGAUCAACAGAGACAAAGUAUGUGCUACUGCAGGAACUGCAGACAGGAUCGUGACCUACUAUUGUCCAGCGACUCUGUGAUUUGUGCAUCUGUAGAAGAGAAAGAGUAAUCUGAGGAGGCAUGUGUCCUACUUCCUGCAGAGUAUCCCUUCGUUCUGCUGGUGAUAGCAUGGCUGCUAGCUAGUUUUACAAGAAGUGAAAUUGUCCAGAGCUGCGGAAGAAACAAGGAGAAUAAAUAUGUGGUUUCACCAGCUGCUCCUCCGCUGCUUGUCAGAGUGCAUUGGGUUUAAAAGUGUUGUUUUAGAGUAAGAAUCAGUUCUCUACUGAAUCUUAGCAAAAAUCAACACGAGAUCGUUUCAUUUGACAUUUCCCGAAUAUUUCCAGAGGCCAGUGAGGAAUGAGUAAAAAGAAAAAGAGUUUUCGUGGUGAGAACUUUGCAGCCCUGCUAAAAUGAGCUGUAUUUUGAAUGCAUAGAGAAAAAUACUCCUCCUGCAAUAAAACACAACAGAAUGCCUAAAUCUAAAGGGUAAAGAAUAAAUAAGUAAAAUGUUUUGUCUGAUAUCUCACUUCCUGCUGUGCUUCUGUGAAUUUCAGGCCAGGCGAGAUUGUGCGAAGGGUGAAAAAAGUGUGAACGUUGUCACCAUAGAAGGUCACACUCACGGUGAAUGAGGAUGUAAAUCAUUGAAGGGGGAGCGAGGCAGGAGGUAGGCGAGAGGAUGUUGUAUGUUUGGGACAGAGACAGCGGAGGAAGGGGUACCUUUGUGGCGUGGGUCUGCACAUCGUUUCGGCGCAAAGAAAGUGUUUGCUCACUCAGGCACACCCCAUACAUCAGAAGUUUGUAUGAAAGCCUGUAAGAUGUGGGACUUGCAUGAGUUGCAUGUCCUGCUUCCCGGCGGCCGCCCCCGCCGUCUCUGGCUGCUCAGUAAGCCGGCUGGAUGCUGUGAUUGGACUAAAGUCAUCCAAAUAAACAUUGGUGGGCAGUGAGGUAUUUUUAAAAUGCUGAACGAGCACAUAAAGGAUGACGAAUAAAGCUCUUCAUCAUCGCAAGAAACACAUUAACCCACUAUAAGUCAGAGAUGGCUUUGCUUACUUCAGGUUACACACUUCUCUUUCAUAUGUACAUUAAAAAUAAAAAUAUUUGCUUUCAGUGACGUGUUUCAGCACCCUGUCUUCAAGUGGAAAAAAAUCACACGAGUGCAGUCGGUGACAAGGGUGUAGCUUGUUAUUGUGGGACAUUGUGAGAAUUUAAUUUGCAUAUCAGUUUCUGAAUGCUGCUCUCUCGUCUGUAAAAGCAAACUCCAAGGACAUUUUCAUUCGACUAAUCUCAUGCAUUAUGUACUGCUUUGAAUUGUUGAGAAAUACAAGCUAUUUUCAGGUGUUACUUUGGCCUCGCUGAAACAUUACGCAGUAAUUUGUAAAGUGCUGAUUUGUUUUCUUUUCAAGGUGUUGAAGCGUGUCAUCUCGCCGCUGUGGAGGGAAAAUUAGCAGUUAUGUUUAACAUUUGAGUCACAGUUACGUUUUCUUGUGUGCCUUUAAAAAGAGAAGUCUGGACAAGCUUUUGGUCUGCCGGGCUCCUCACUGUGAAAACCAGGAAGUUCAUCUUAAUUUCAUCUUAAAGUCACUAUUUCGUGGUCUCUGAUGUGAGCAGGUGUAACCACACAAUCUAGCGAUACAAACAUUUCAGUGUGCUUAAUAUCAGUGUGUGACUUUAUUCACUGCUAAAGAUGAAAUGUUUAAAUAUCGCCUUGUCCCCUCUCUGUCACUGCAUUGCAUUAUACUGGAAUUUUGUUGUUGCUUGAGAGACGCUCAGCCUUUUACAUUUCUACCUGUUUUUGUUUUUCCUUCCUGACCAAAUAUGACCUAGCAGAAAUAAACCAUUUGUGAAACAUUUUUGAUAGAAAAGUGGUAUUGAUGAGUGUAAUAUCAACUGUACAUUAUGAGGUCUAUUUAUUUUGUCAAUGCUACUAUAAAGAAUUAUCACUGUUUGUUUUAUAUGUAUGGCUAUAGUGUCCAAAAUGAAAAUAUAUUGUUUAUUUUGUUGUUGCAUAGGAUUAUAGGAAACUCUUUCCCCAGUGAAAGGCUCUGUGGAUCUGUCCGCUGGUUUUCUCUCAAAGGAAUGGUUUGACAUUUUUGGAAAUAUGCAUAUCAUAGAUGAGAAUAACAAUAAUAAUGAUAAUGCAUCUUAUUUAUAGGCGCCUUUCAAAGCACUCAAGGACACCUUACAAGACAGAAAAAAGCAGCAAUGUAUCCAUACAUCAUAAAAUCAAUCAUUUCAGUAAUAUACAAUAAAAGUUAAUAAAAUGACUAGAAAAUAAAAUCCUUAUAAUUAUCCUAAAUAUAAAUAUUAGGCAUAAAAUUGGCAUCAGUGCAAGUCUCAAUAUGUGUGUCACCAUAAAUCAGACUAAAUAUGCCAGCUUGACGGGAUUUUAAAGUGGAUGCCACUCACAUUUACUCAAGUACUGUAAUUAAGUACAAUUUUGAGGGACUUGUAUUUCCAAAUUAUACUACUUUAUAAUAGUACUACUUAUAGUUUUUUAUCUGACAGCUGUCGUUACUUUGUGGAUUAAAAUUUUACACCCAACACACAUCUUAUAAAAUAUGACACACUGUUACAGAAUACAGUACUCAAAAGAACACAGUGAUUAAAAUGAUCUUUGACCCUGCUAAAACACUGAAAUACUGCACGAGUAAAAAUGAUCGCAAUAUUGUGUAUAAUAAUAUAACACUGACGGUAGUACUUUCACUUUUGAAACUUCAGGGCAAAUAAGUGCAAUGUGUACUUUUAUUUAAGCAAAUUCUGGAUGCAUACUUGCAGAGUAUUUUGACAUUGUGUUAUCAUCGUGUAAAUUAUACGGUACUGUGCGACUAUAAAAUAACAAUGUAUCAAAUGACCGUGUAAAAAGUGAGACAAAAGUGUGAAAAAGGUCAUUGGUACUGAUGAACCUGCCGAGAAUUAUCACCCGAAACGGCAGACAGACACUAGCUGGGCAACAUAGUGGAGCGUUUGGUUGGUCUUUGUGGUAUUUGUCACGCCCUUCCUUCACUGUGAUUGGAUGGCUGAAUAACCUGUAGUUGAAUGUCUUUCAGUUCCUGGCUAUCAGAAGAAAAAAAGACAACACCAAACAUGCAAUGCUCAGCACGAAAAAGAUGCUCAGCAUGUUGUCGUCAUGUCGCCGGCGUAGUGUCAAUAUGCAGCAAUCCCAUUGCAGAGAAUUAAAGAAAUAUACUGGCCUCAAAAUAAAUUAAUAAAUCCUUGGUGGACACGGCCCCUUAGGCAGCUAAAGAGCCAGAUAUUUCCCUCAGGAGUUGGUGGAGACCAAAAACAGAGUUUAAAUUUGAAGCGAAAUUCAGCAGCCAGCUAACUUAAAGUAGCAUAAAGACUGGAGACAGUCAGCCUGGCUAUUGUCCAGGUAACAAAAUCCACCUACCAGCACCAAAAGCUCACAACACCCUGGAGUCUCCACUGGUCUUUGCCAAAAAAAUAGUGUGUCCAAGUCUAAUACAUCACCCCCCUUAAAACAGCGACUUUUUUUAAACAUGCAAUGUGUAAUUUUGUGAGCAUUAGAGGUAUUUGUAAGAGGAUUUCGUUACCUUAAAAAAGUCUUUAUGCUAAGCUAACCCAAUGCUAGCGGUGGCCACUUAUUGGGCAAGUAUGGGAGUUGUAUAAUCUCUAUCAAGUCAACAUUAAUUUAUUACAUAAACAAUCAUACAAAGCACAGUGUGCAGUCAAAUGCUUUUAUGCCUAUCUCUAGAAAGCAACCAACAAAUAGGAAAAAAAAUAAAUAAAGAAAAAUGUUUCACAAAAGCAUACAAUGAAACUAUAUAAGAGCAACUGUAGAGAAAUGAGCAGUGAAACAAUGAAACAGUGUGACCAUGAUGACUUUAUAAAACAGAUACAACACAGUGUAUAUUCCAUGCUGUGUUUGGCAGGUGGAUGCAUUCAAUUAAUGAAUUCUGAAUUAUGAGUUAUGGCUGGUCAAAGUAAUUGAUUCAGGACUUUAGGAUGGCCUGAGGGAAUAUUUUUAUCCAACUCCUCACCAGAAAGCAAAUGAGCCUAUUUCCCAAGAUGUCAAACAUUUUCUUAAAUGCCAUAUACUGAAUUCGUGCUAUUUAAAGGGACUAAAUGUGUAGUUGGUGAAAUGAUGUUUGUCCUAUUUGUGCAUAUUUAAAUUCUAUCUUGAGGCGUGAACACACUUCUGACAGCCUGUUUUUCAAAUGUGACCAAAUAUUUGCAGUCCAACCAAAACAAAACCAGCAAGUAAGUGAAGGCAGACAUUGUGCAUUUUGGACAAGAGAAUCAGCUCAUAACUCGGGUUUCCUGGACUUGGGAUU
Epinephelus fuscoguttatus (brown-marbled grouper) is the source of this 6552-nucleotide messenger RNA. Its product is annotated as E3 ubiquitin-protein ligase NEURL1-like. Gene Ontology annotation, cellular component: plasma membrane; postsynaptic density. Lineage: Eukaryota; Metazoa; Chordata; Actinopteri; Perciformes; Serranidae. The record is from RefSeq and is a predicted model, not a curated record. Gene Ontology annotation, biological process: negative regulation of Notch signaling pathway; nervous system development. The transcript is spliced from 6 exons. Gene Ontology annotation, molecular function: ubiquitin protein ligase activity. The coding region runs from base 227 to 1966 and encodes 579 amino acids.